AUGGUCAUCGGCUCCCGAAAAAAAAAAAUGUGCUGCGGCGCUGCGGGCGGGAGGCUGGAGGCUUGCCCGGCCCGGCUCCGACGGCGCACCAGGGCUGCUGGGGAACUGCUGUGCGGGGACUACCAGAAAGAAGGGCCAGUUCCCUCAGACCCGCAAACGGGACUGAACAAAAACCAAACUUCUAAAACCGAGCAGCAGGGCACUUUCCGAAGGAUUAUUAUUGAGAAUCCUGAUCAGGAGCCGUUAUCCCCGUUUCUUAGAGCGGGGAAUUUCUUUCCUGGAAAUAAUGUCAUCUAUGAAAAGACAAUAAGAAAAUACGAGCUGUUAAAUCCCCACCAAGAGCAGCAGUAUCAGUUUUCGCGGCAGUGCCAGCUGCCCCAGCAAGCCGAGCCCUGCCAGCCCCUGGAGCAGCCCCAGGUCACUCACCAGUGCCAGCAGACACAGACCGGCAGCCCCUGUGAGAUAAUUCCCGUCUCCCUCAGCGAGGACUGCCGAGGAAACGCCGUGAGGAGGGUGACCGUGCAAACCUGCGAAGCGGUGAAUUGCUCUCAGGAAAAUACUGACCAGCUGGACUGCCGCUACUUUGGGGAGCUCCUCGCUGAACUGAACCGCAAGACCAACGACUUGUACAGCUGUUUGCUUCAGCAUGUGGAGAAGAUAGGAGGAAGAAAAAUGACUGAAGAGAUUGAAGAUUUGAUUCCCAAAGGACUGUCUGAGGCGACAAAGCAGCAGAUUCGUUACCUGCUCCAGAUGAGAGUGACAUCAGAUAAAUCUUUGAGGCUUGUGCUUUCCACUUUCAAGAAUUUACGUGAAGAGCUGUGCCACUUGCAGGAUGACCUGGGGAAGCUGGAAACCGACAAAAAGAAGGAUUUGGCUUUUAAAGAGUCGCAAGUGAAAGAAUAUGAAACCAUGUUGGCUUCUCUGAGAGAGAAUAACCGGCAGCAGCAGCAAGGGCUCAGGGAGAGCACUGCCAAGUGUCGCUCCCUGGAAGAGCAGCUCCUCGCGCUCCGGCUCGGCGAGGGAGAGAAGGAUUGUCAGCUCAAGGAGCUGGAGUACGGCAAGCGGGCCCUGGAGCAGGAGAUCCAGAGCCUUAAACUGCAGGUAACGGAGACCUGCUCUAAUCCAACGCUACAGACCACGACAGAUGAACUCUCCAGCCGUUACGUGGAGAUGCUCAAUAACUUGAGAGAGGAUAAAGAUCGCGAGAUCCGCAGUCUGAGGUCUCAGCUGUGCCAGUUCCAGCAAGAUAUAUCGAGGAGAGACGGCAGUAACAGCGACCUGCAAAUCCGGCUGCACGAACUGACAUCCAUGUUGGAGGAGAAAGAUGCUUUUAUUAAACAACAGCAAGAGGAGCUCUUCAGAUUGAAGCAUGAAAAGUUAUCAGGCAGUCAGUCCCCUGGUGUAACAGCCAUCAUCACUAAGAAGUACAGGAACCAGUAUCCGAUUCUGGGCCUCUUGUCUGAUGACUACAAGGUGACCUCGCCUGUCAAUAAAUCACAGACUAUUGUCAUUGAGAGGACUGGAGAGAUAUGGAAGCACCUUCGCAAGUACUUGUUCGGUGUUUAUGUACUGUCAGCCAAAUCCGUACUUGCAUUUGUUACCGAGUAG
This is a messenger RNA of Apaloderma vittatum (bar-tailed trogon), 1608 nucleotides long. RefSeq names its product premature ovarian failure, 1B (gene POF1B). Gene Ontology annotation, biological process: actin filament organization; bicellular tight junction assembly; epithelial cell morphogenesis. NCBI's taxonomy places the organism in Eukaryota, Metazoa, Chordata, Aves, Trogoniformes, Trogonidae. The record is from RefSeq and is a predicted model, not a curated record. The coding region runs from base 1 to 1608 and encodes 535 amino acids. The transcript has 16 exons. Gene Ontology annotation, cellular component: bicellular tight junction; adherens junction; actin filament. Gene Ontology annotation, molecular function: actin filament binding.